GUGGUCUCUUCCGGUGUGGAGUGGAAUUCGCUUCCCCGACACAGAGGGCCCACUCUGGGGUCGUUUGAGCAAAAAACAAUCGUACAGGUCUUCGGGCUUUACGGUUCGUUUUGAAAUAUACAAUGCCAUGUUUGUAUAUUUCUUCUCCGAACUCGACGUUGUGACGUCGUGUGCUGCUCGCGAGCUCCUCUUGGGCCGGAGACACAAUGCAGGCCUAGCUGGUCGAGCAGACUGCAGAGGGAUUUAAACCUUGGACGGAAUACGUUUUUCUGCCAUCAAAACCAUCCAGUCCGCCAUGACGUCUCAGCUGCAGGUCUUCUCGCCUCCCUCCAUCUCUUCUAGUGCCUUUUGCAGAGUGAAGAAGCUGAAGGUCGAAAGCAAUGUAUGGGAUGUGUCCACUUCUGAAGCUUACAGCUCCAUAGCUGGCCAGUCUGCGUACACCUUCACCCCAGCCAUGGCUGUGCCACCCUUUGCACCUUCCCUGGUCUUCCCCCCAACUGCACCUGGAUCUCGGGGACAAGUUGUGGUUCGGGCAGCUGAUAGCACCGGCAGUCUUCCCCGAGGUUCCAGUCGGCGAGUAACUGAACAGGCGACAUCGUCCUCCUAUGUCAAUGGCGAAGGGUCGUCUGACACUCGGGCUCACAGGCAUGGACACAAGAGGAAGAUUGAGGAGACCAAUGAAGGCAGUGGUAGUGGAUGUGGCAGUGUGCAAAUUCUGGAAGAGCUCUCUGCUCCAGCAGCCACAUACUCCACACGUACGGGAGGAGGAGGUGGAGGGGGCACCGGCCAGUCGAUUCCACACUCGGCUCCAACCACCAAGAGCAGCAGCUCGAAUGGUGAAGGGGAUUAUCAGCUUGUGCAGCAUGAGAUCCUCUGCUCCGUUUCCUGCAGCUAUGAAGUGCUGGAGUUUUUAGGAAGGGGCACCUUUGGACAAGUGGCCAAGUGUUGGAAGAGGGGAACCAACGAGAUUGUGGCUAUUAAAAUUCUGAAAAACCAUCCUUCCUAUGCUCGUCAGGGCCAGAUCGAGGUGGGCAUCCUGAACCGACUGAGUGCAGAGAAUGCAGAUGAGUACAACUUUGUGCGUUCGUAUGAGUGCUUCCAACACAAAGGUCACACCUGCCUAGUGUUUGAAAUGCUGGAGCAGAAUCUGUACGACUUCCUCAAACACAGCAAGUUCAGCCCGCUUCCUCUGCGGCACAUCAGACCCAUCCUGCAGCAGGUGGCAACAGCACUGAUGAAGCUUAAGAGUCUAGGCCUGAUUCAUGCAGACCUGAAGCCUGAGAACAUCAUGCUUGUGGACCCUCUCAGACAGCCCUACAGAGUCAAGGUCAUUGACUUUGGCUCAGCUAGCCACGUUUCCAAGGCUGUCUGCUCCACAUACCUGCAGUCCCGCUACUACAGGGCACCAGAGAUUAUUUUAGGCCUUCCCUUCUGUGAAGCCAUCGACAUGUGGUCUUUAGGCUGUGUGAUCGCUGAGCUGUUUCUGGGCUGGCCUCUUUAUCCAGGAGCUUCUGAGUACGACCAGAUCCGUUACAUUUCUCAAACCCAAGGCCUGCCUGCUGAGUAUCUGCUGAGCGCUGGUACAAAGACCAUCCGCUUCUUUAACCGAGGACCAGACUCUAGCUACCCGCUCUGGAGACUAAGGACUCCUGCAGAGCAUGAAAUGGAGAUGGGUAUCAAGUCCAAAGAGGCCAGAAAAUACAUCUUUAACUGCUUGGAUGAUAUGAUGCAGGUAAACCUGUCUUCUCAUUUGGAGGGGACAGACAUGUUGGCUGAGAAGGCUGACAGGCGAGAGUUCAUUGACCUCUUGAAGCGGAUGUUGCGACUGGAUGCUGACAAAAGAAUAACUCCUACCAAAACUCUGGGUCACCCUUUCGUGACCAUGAGCCACCUCAUGGAUUACCCCCACAGCUCACAUGUGAAGUCGUGCUUCCAGAACAUGGAGAUCUGCAAACGCAGGACCUCAUAUGACAGUAGCAAAUCUCUGUACUCCACUAAUGCUGUUCCCAGUGCUGCUGCCGGAAACCUCACUGUUACCUUCAGUAGCCAACUCAACCAGCAUAACCAGGUGCCUUCUGCAGGAGGAGCGGUGCCUUUGCUUAACUACCAACCAGCUCUGUAUCAGCAGGCAACAAUCAACAUUCCUGGACUGACUCAGCAGAGUGUCCCGAUCCCAACACGCCCCGCCGGGCUGUGUAGUCAGACUGAACCUUUCCAGCAAACUCUAAUAGUCUGUCCUCCUUCCACAAUUCAAGGGCUUCAGCCUUCUAGCAAGAGUUCUAGUUUCCCUGUGAGGAUGGAGAACUCCGUGCCCAUAGUACCUCAGAACCAGUCUGCUCAGUCACUGCAGAUCCAGCCCAGUAUGCUUACACAGGGUUCCUGCACGCCCCUGAUGGUGGCCACCUUGCACCCUCCCACUGCAGGCUUAGCCCCCCAGUAUUCCCUGCCCCUUGGGCUAGGCACUGGUGUGGGUCGGCCCACCCUGCUGGAGCACACAGCCACAGUGCUGCAGGCCUGGCCGUCUGGAACGCAGCAGAUCCUCAUUCCAUCGUCCUGGCAACAGGUUCCAGGUGUGGCCAUCCACAGCUCCUCCUUACAGAGUAAUGCGGCCGAGUCUCCUCUGGACAGCCACCACGGUGAUGCAGGAGCUCAGCAGGGACACAGCUGGAGAAGUAGCACACAGGCCCGGAACCCACCGGAGCGGAAGAAGGUCAAAGCCAGGCGAGGAGAGAACCGGAACAGGGGUUUAUCGGCAGCAACGCUGCUCAGCAGCGCCACCGUCACACCAAACUUCAGUGCCACGCUGUCGCAGCCGAUCAUCAUCUCGGACACGCCCAGCCCGGCUGUCAGCAUCAUCACCAUCCACAGUGACACCGACACUGAGGACGAGCGCAAGUUCCAUCCUGCCAGCGUCGGAGUGGGUCAGCGCACAAACGUCAUCAGCUGCGUGACUGUCCACGACUCGGACUCGUCAACAGCGAGUCCUCUCACGCCUCUGCCCCGAACCCUCAACGCGGCCAGCAGCAUGUCGUCACGUCAGGCCAAGACUCUGGCCGUGGUGGCACCUUCAGUCAAAACCCAGGGGUCAGAUCGAGGCGCCGUGUCCCGCAGCCGCCUGGAGACAGUCAACUACAUGAAGCUGAAGCGGUCGUCGGCCCAGCAGGCCUGCAGUUCUGGCGACAGUCUGGACCGCCAUGGACUGGUGCUGAGCCAGUCUCACCCUCUGAACCUCAGUCAGCCCAUGGUGUCCUCAUCUCAGGAGCGCAGCGCAGCGUCCCACGGCGACUCGGCGCUACGUCGCCAGCAGACCUUCCCGCCCACCGUCUCGGCCUCGCACUACACCUUCCCCGAGGUUGCUCCUCUGGCCCCGGUCUCGGCCGCAGGCGGCGGCCUCUACACCUACCCGGCCUCCACUGCACUCUCCACUGCUUCUCAGGCCAUGGAGCAGCUGCUGGCUCGUGGUCACGGCAGCCACGGACCCUCCCCUGCCGCCUAUGCAGCAACAUACACCUCAACCUCAUCCAGGAGGGACUCGGCCAGUCGCAAAGACUCGGUCAGCAGUCUCCUGCACGGGCUCCCUGCUGCUUACCAGCACCAGUUUGCUGCUGCGUCGCCCUACGUGAGCGUGACGCCACGAGCUGAGCCCUACAGCGCCUACCAGCUAAGCCCACGCCGCCUCACCCAGUACCCCUAUCUAUAAAGUGGAGGAGGAGCCCCCACCUACCUGACAAAGGGACUUAAUUUAAACCGUUUUAAAAAAAAACUGUCAUGUUUGAACUGCUGCUGUUGAGUCAACUCAAUCUCAUGCUCCUUUUUAGUGUUUCUAACCUCCAUGUUUGAUAUUUUAGCCUUUUAUUUCCCCCUAAUUAUUGUCCAUGGUUCAUUUUCUCACCGUUAUUAAGAUGUACAAUUGUGCUAAGUGUUUUGUGUUGGAUCCCCGAGCGGCUUGGUGAAGAGAGAAACGCUCCUGUCGCGAGCCGCUGUGAUACCUUCCCUCCCGUCUCUUGUCCAGAGCACGAGGGGGAACUGUUCCACUCUAAUCCACGUCCUCCCGAAUGUCCCCAAAACGUGUAUGAAGAUGGUCAAAAGUGGGCGGAGCUACAACUGUGAUGGAUCAAUGUUUUAUUUAGGUGCACAUGUGAUGGCUUUCUGUGCGUAGUGACCAUGUAGGGAGUGUUAGCACGUCCUGAUGCAAUAGAACUCUUUUUUUUCCUCCUCUUCCACCGAGUGUGUUUUUGAAGUCUUAAGAAACUGUGUGAUGAAGCUUUUUGGAUGUUUUACAAAAUAAGAGAUUCCUACUUUACUCCUGAUAAUACAAAUGUAAAUGGGACUUAAUAUAUAUUAAUCCUACAUCUGACCCUUCGGAACUGCUGAGGAUUCAGUGUGCCAUUGAGGCCAGUUAUCCCAAUUUCUGUGUGCAUUUGCUCUACAAAUUGUGUCCUAUUAAAAGUAAGAAGGAGAAAAGGGGUUUGGGUGAGGCUGUUGUCCUCCACUCGUCUGGAUUUGAACACGGUGGUGGUGUUUUUGAAGGUAGGCAGAAUGACACUAUUUUGUUCACGCCCACUGGUGGGAGGUCACUAUCAGAUGUAGAAUCAAUGGUGUGGAUUCAGAAUUGUUAUCAAGUCUGUGAAUAUAUUUUAAAGGCCACUAAGUGCACAUGCUCUUAUUACACACACAGACACGCUCGUCAUAAAUUUGACUUUACAUCUGAUAGUUCUGACCUCAGCGGGUGGGAACAGGCUGCAAUAUUUCGGGCUUGAGUCUCGUCUGCGUACAGUAUGUUGGAAACGUUUAUUUUGACUCGCUGGCUUCUGAAAGCUUGUUUUUGAGUAACUUCCUGCUUGUGUUUGCAUCAGUUUUGUGUUGUAAUGUCUGAGUAUUAUACUGUAACUUCAUCCUAUCAUAGUGUAGUUGAAGAUGCUACUUAGAACUAAAUCAGGGAAAAAGGUCAGAAUAAUCACCCCUCACUGUUUUCAAUAAAAUAACCACAAACUCACCGCUUGUCUCGA
Synchiropus splendidus (mandarinfish) is the source of this 5009-nucleotide messenger RNA. RefSeq names its product homeodomain-interacting protein kinase 1-like. Gene Ontology annotation, biological process: smoothened signaling pathway; peptidyl-threonine phosphorylation; peptidyl-serine phosphorylation. The record is from RefSeq and is a predicted model, not a curated record. Gene Ontology annotation, cellular component: PML body; cytoplasm; nucleus. Gene Ontology annotation, molecular function: ATP binding; protein serine/threonine kinase activity; protein tyrosine kinase activity. Lineage: Eukaryota; Metazoa; Chordata; Actinopteri; Syngnathiformes; Callionymidae. The transcript has 18 exons. The coding region runs from base 296 to 3700 and encodes 1134 amino acids.